Aedes aegypti (yellow fever mosquito) is the source of this 2093-nucleotide messenger RNA. RefSeq names its product O-acyltransferase like protein-like. The transcript has 12 exons. The coding region runs from base 94 to 2031 and encodes 645 amino acids. Gene Ontology annotation, molecular function: acyltransferase activity, transferring groups other than amino-acyl groups. The record is from RefSeq and is a predicted model, not a curated record. NCBI's taxonomy places the organism in Eukaryota, Metazoa, Arthropoda, Insecta, Diptera, Culicidae.
GACUGACGACAGUCGAUGGCGGGCGUUUCAAAGAGCAACAUGUGUGAAUCGUCGUGCGUACAAUCGUGAAGUAGCGUGCCUGUGAUCAUCGAAAUGUUUUCGCGAUACCUUACCGCUGCUUUGAUAGCCUUGAUAGCGGUAAGCGUGAAGAUUUUCGCCAAUGGUUCGUUUACCGAAAAAGUGAAGCAACUGGACGAACCGUGGAAAACGCUGCCCCAGCUGUACGACUACGAUGAUUUCGAUGAGUGUCGACGCAGGAACCCGAAUUUUCGUUACACUGUCGUUAAGGCUCACCUGGUGGAGAACGCCAAUUCGGUACUAUGGCAACAAAUCAAACAAUAUUCCAGCGAUCCACGCCAUUACAAACGGGACACAUUGGAAAUCGGUGUUUGUCUAGAUCAUUGCAGAACAAUUUCCAUUGUUAAAAUGAGUAUUGAACAGCAAGCUGAAUCAUGCGCAGCCGAUCGAGUGUGGACAAACUAUCAACUGAAUUGCACCACAGACACCUUAACAAGUAUUUCUGCUGAUAAUUAUGAUCGACCCACAGGCAAUAUGGAAACGAUCUUCUGUUUGACUAUCAUGGUUAUUUUAUUGUUAAUAGCAACUUGUACCAUUAUUGACUUUCAAAGUGUAAAAUCAGAAUCAUUGAUAGUCAAGGCAUUCUCCCUGCCAGAGAAUUUAAGGAAGCUUGCAUCCCUCAACUCAAGAUCUAGGCAGGAUCUUCUGUUCCUGGACGGCGGUCGUGUUUUAACCAUGCUGAUAAUCCUAUUAUGCCACGCGUCCAUCCCAAUGAUUCGAAUUCCUCUGAAAAAUCCAGAGAAAAUGGAACAACAGUUCAGCAACUUUUGGUUCCCGAUUGCCAUGGCGGGCAACACCUAUUUGGUGCAAAUAUUUUUCGUCAUCGGUGGUUUGGUCUUGGCGGUUAAUUUUAUGGAUCACAUCAAAACGCAUCCCCAGUUCAAGAUGUGGUAUUUGAUGGACAGGAUUUUAAAUCGAUUGGUUCGAAUUCUACCAGUUUAUGCCUUCGUUAUCCUCUUUCAAGUUUCUUGGUAUCAGAGACUGAAAGAUGGACCUUUUUCUGAAAGGUAUCAAGAUCACUGUGCCGAAAAUUGGUGGACAAAUUUACUGUUUGUCAACAAUUACAUUAACACAAAUGAACCGUGCUUGCAGUUUACUUGGUACCUUGGAGCUGAUUUCCAGUUAUAUUUAGCUGGGACAAUAAUAAUGAUGAUUAAUUGGAGAUUCCCAAGACUUAUUAAUGCAUUGGUUUGCUUCCUGAUAGCCUUUGCAUUAGUAGUGCCUGCUGCUGUGAUUUAUUACAACCAUUUGGAUGCCACCGUUAUGAUGAUCGUCAGAUACGUGAUUGGCGAAAUUCGAAAUCUCGAGUAUUACCUUAAAGUUUAUGUUACAUUUGAAAGCAAUGCAGGGAACUACUUUUUUGGAAUUAUCACAGGAAUUGUGUACCAUCAUUUCAACAGUAAAGGAAAAAAGUUAGAGAGCAUAAAGAAUUUCAAUGCAAUGUUCCUGUUGGCAGUGGCAUUCUUCAUCAAGAUGAACGUCCUGACGGUAUGUCUUCCUCGGGACCACCUCGCAGAACCGUCGCUACUUCUCGCCCUCUACGGAUCGCUUUUGAAAGCAUCUUGGGGCAUUCUGGCAUGCUUCCUGAUGUUCUAUCUCACCUUCCGGCCCCGUAAUCUGUUUGCGUCGUUUCUACAGCAUCCAGUAAUGUUGGUGCUAUCCAAAUUAUCCUACUCUUCGUAUGUCGUCCAAUAUACGGUGGUUUAUGCGAUCUACCGCAAUGUCACCACUCCGCUAAUGAGCAACGCCUUUACCACGAUAUUAUUUACAUCCGCCGUAGUAUUCAUCACGCUUUUCGUUGGCUUCCUACUCCACGUUUGCAUCGAAGUGCCUGUCAUGACUUUAUGCAAACCGCUUCUUGCGCCACAGCGUACAAACUUUCCAGUUUCACCGACUGAAGAGCAUCUUAUUGAAAAUAAGGCCAAGACUGAUAUCAAAGAUUUGAGUAAAUGAUCUUUAUAAGAUACACAAGAUAUACGUACCUUAAAUUCGAAAGAAAUAAUAUUUCUGCAAGU